Molecule: messenger RNA, 135 nt
Organism: Penicillium oxalicum
Lineage: Eukaryota; Fungi; Ascomycota; Eurotiomycetes; Eurotiales; Aspergillaceae
Exons: 1
Coding region: 1-135 (44 amino acids)
Source: RefSeq, a predicted model, not a curated record
AUGAAGCCUGUAAUGCUCAGGCAGCCUGUGAGGAAUUUUGCCGGGUCGACAGCCGCUUUUCGGCGAACGCUGUUUUCUGCUCUGCAAAGUGACCCACCCAGGUACCCGACCGAAACCCAAGUUUUUAAUCUUUAA